Conger conger (European conger) is the source of this 1590-nucleotide messenger RNA. It is a transcript of the gene kctd4, whose product is annotated as potassium channel tetramerization domain containing 4. Gene Ontology annotation, molecular function: protein binding. The transcript has a single exon. Lineage: Eukaryota; Metazoa; Chordata; Actinopteri; Anguilliformes; Congridae. Gene Ontology annotation, biological process: protein homooligomerization. The coding region runs from base 193 to 969 and encodes 258 amino acids. The record is from RefSeq and is a predicted model, not a curated record.
CCCCCUCCUCCCCAGCGUUCGCCAUCUAUAUCUCUAUCUCCGUACCUCAAUUCUUCUCUCUCUCUCACACACCGUCUCCCUGCCCACGCCUCUCGGCUGCCUCUCUCUCUCUCUCUCGCUCGCUCACACGCUCCACACACAAAGCAGGGACCAGCGGGAGGCCCCGGGGCACAGCGGCGGAAGACGUCGGGCAUGGAAUGGAACCUCAGAAGGAUGGACAACGAGCUCAGGGAGAUCAACCCAGACCUGCUGCAGCCCAGCAAGAGCUUCAAGAAGCCCUCGGCGGGCACCUUCACGCUUAACGUGGGGGGCUACCUGUACUCUGCCCAGAGGCAGACCCUGCUCCGCCACCCGGGCUCCCUCCUGGAGGAGGUGGCGUGCGGGAAGAAGCCGGUCCAGCACGUGGACGGCACGGGCAACACCUUCCUGGACCGCGACGGGCCCGUGUUCCGGCACGUCCUCAACUUCCUGCGCAUGGGCGAGCUGGUGCUCCCGGACGACUUCAAGGAGUCGGAGCUCCUGCGCCGGGAGGCUGAGUUCUACCGGCUGGGCGAGCUGGUGCGAGCCGUGGAGGACUGGGAGCUGAGGCGGGCCUCCCUGAAGGAGCCGGCUCUCCUGGAGCUCACCGACAACUCGGAGCGUUCGCAGGGGUUCCGCAUCUACUGCAGCGACGCCGGCUUCAUCGACAAGGUCAAGGGCCGCCUGGUGCAGGUCUCCAAGAGCCGGCUGGACGGCUUCCCCGAGGAGUUCGAGGUGUCGUCCAACGCCGUCCAGUUCCGCCACUUCAUCAAGUCGGAGAUGGGCUCCCGGCUGGUGCUGAAGGAGGACAACACCUUCCUGUGCACGCUGGACUGCCUGAAGCUGGAGACCAUCAUGAUGGCCCUCAAGGGCGGCUACCGUCUCGUCACCAGCCUGGACAGCUGCCGCGGGUCUGUCCUGCAGAGCGAAGCCCUGCACUUCGUCAAGUGACCCGGCCCUAACCUCCCCCAGCCCUGACCGAACGCCCUUCCCUCACCGGAACUCCCUCGUCGGGAACGACUCUUUCGGCGACUCGGGGUACACCUUUUCCGCGUUGUGUUUCUUCUUUUAACCGAAAGGCCGGCGUCGCAGUGUGAGCCACGUAUAUAUCGGCAGUGUGCGCGUCUCGCCUGUGUUUAGAUUCGGUGUUUGGUUACUUACCGUCAGGUUCUCAGCUGCUUUUUGAAAAAGGAGAGAUGUUAGAUGUGCCAAUGCCUGAGGAGCAUCUCAGAAUUUUCACACUGCAUUUACAAUGCUCGUGCACUCUGUGCCGCGGUCCAUAUUUAUCCAAUGAUUUCAUAGAAAGGCAUGAAAUUGCAUAUGGAAAACCUGAUGUGCUCUUUCAAAGGUGAAACCGAUAUAAUAAGCACACAACUAGACUAACCUGCUGUAAAAGUCGCAUCUGUAGUUAAAGGGGUUAACAAAUUGGAUUGCUUUAUGAAUUGCAUGUAUAAAUGUGAGAAUUACUGCAUUUGAAGCUAUAUUGCAAUUUGUAUGUGUAAAGUGUCCCUCAAUUUGUGUAUUACUUGACUUGUGGCUUUACCAUAAAAUAAAAUGCCAUUGAUACAGGUA